AUGAGGCGGCUGUGCCCGCGCCCGCUGCUCUGGGCCGCGCGGGGCCCGCGCCGCCUCUCGUCGGGCGCUGCCCCGGGCAUGGAGGAGCUGCUGCGCCGCUCGGUGCCGCCGCUGCCGCCCUACGAGACCAAGGAGAAGGCGCCGCCGCCCGCCGAGCUGCGCGGCGCGGAGUUCGUGCGGUUCUAUCGCUCGCUGCAGCCCGGGCCGCCCCGCGCCGAGCUCCUCACCCGCCUGGCCCGCGACUUCGGCGUGGAGCACGGGCGGGUGGCCGAGGCCGCCGCCAAGGUGCUGCAGGCCCGCGAGCAGCGCAGGGAGCCCGGGGCGCUGCUGCAGGCCGAGGACCGGCUCCGCUACUACCUGACCCCGCAGUACCGCGGGCUCUUCCAGCACCUGGGCCGCCUCGAGGGCGGGCUGCGCUUCCUCGUGGAGCUCAGGGCCGACCUGAUGGAGGGGCUGGCGAGCAAGGCGGUGGACGGGCCCCACGUCAAGGAGAUGAAUGGAGUGCUCAAGAACAUGCUCUCAGAGUGGUUCUGCACAGGAUUCCUCAAUCUGGAGCGGGUCACCUGGCAAUCACCUUGUGAAGUUCUCCAGAAAAUUAGUGAUUCUGAAGCUGUGCACCCUGUCAGAAACUGGGUUGACAUGAAACGUCGAGUUGGGGCCUACAGAAGGUGCUACUUCUUUUCUCACUGUGCCAUCCCAGGAGAGCCACUGAUUGUCCUGCAUGUGGCACUAACCACUGACAUCUCCAGCAGCAUCCAGGCCAUAGUGAAAGAAGUGCCUCCUUUAGAGACAGAAGAUACAGACAAAAUCACAACAGCAAUUUUCUACUCCAUCAGUUUGACUCAGCAGGGCCUGCAGGGGGUGGAACUCGGGACUCACCUGAUCAAAAGAGUUGUCAGAGAGCUGCAGAAAGAACUUCCUCAGAUAAAAGCUUUUUCCACACUUUCACCUAUCCCAGGAUUCACAAAAUGGCUCGUUGGUCUCCUCUCCUCCCAGGCAAAAGAACAGGGAAGGAGCGAACUUUUUACAGAAUCCGAAUGGCAGGAAAUUUCUGGGAUCACAGGAGACUCCACCAGCGAAACACUGAAGAAACUCUUGAACACCAACGAGUGGGUGAGGUCAGAAAAGCUGAUUCAGGUGCUGCACGCCCCCCUGAUGAGACUCUGUGCCUGGUACUUGUACGGGGAGAAGCACCGAGGCUUCGCCCUCAACCCCGUGGCCAAUUUCCACCUGCAGAACGGCUCGGUGCUCUGGAGGAUAAACUGGAUGGGGGACACGAGCCCCCGGGGCAUCGGGGCCUCCUGUGGCAUGAUGGUGAACUACAGAUAUUUCCUGGAGGAGACAGCCUCCAACAGUGCCCUGUACCUGGGCUCCAAGCAGGUCAGAGCCUCCGAGCAGGUGCUGGCCUUGGUGUCCCAGUUCCAGCAGAACAGCAAGCUGUAGUUUAGCAGUGUGAGCACUCAGAAUGAAUGUUCCUCGCUGUAAAGAGCUGCAAUCAUCUGCAGUGUCUUUACUUCGAUCAGAAUGUACCUUGUGGGACAGAUGUGCUCGCAGUUCCCUGGGUUCUCAGGCUCUUGCUUGCAUGGCUGUGUACUCAGGCUGCUUGAAUCACCUCUGGUGUGUGCAGAGUUGGAGUUGUGUGUUCAUGGAGAGUGAAAUCCUCUUCAUCGGUUACAGCCCAGGGGUCACUUGAAUGGAAAAUACCUGAGCCAACAUUAUUCUGUUGGUAAUAAAUUGCAUAAGCUGUCUUUGAAAGGAACUGCACUUCUCUGUCAAAAUGCUGCUAUAGAUUGUUCACAACCAAAGUACCUAAAAUAAAGGUAAAUUUUGGGUCAAAUAUAUUAUCAGAAGAGCUAUCUACAAUAUCUGUUUUAUUUCUACAGUAUCUGUCUUUUGCACCUUAAGAAAAAUCUCAUGUAAAACUUCCUGGUAUUUUCCCUUUUCAAACUAAAACUCACUGAAUCCUUGCUUUGCUGGAGCCUGGAAAAGCCUUUCACUAAUGCUGGAGAAUCAGGAUCUCAGUACAGCAGCUACGUGAUGUUAUAUUUGCAUGUUUUGGCUGCUAAAAUUCAAUGAGCAGUAAGGAAGUGUUCAAAUAGGAGAGGAGAACAAGCCAGAUUAUGAUUUGGGAAUAAGUUGAGGACUUUCUAAAUAUGUAUAUUGUAUUUUUGCUCUGGUGAUGUUUUAAGUUGAU
Cinclus cinclus is the source of this 2194-nucleotide messenger RNA. It is a transcript of the gene MLYCD, whose product is annotated as malonyl-CoA decarboxylase. Gene Ontology annotation, biological process: acetyl-CoA biosynthetic process; positive regulation of fatty acid oxidation; fatty acid biosynthetic process. Gene Ontology annotation, molecular function: malonyl-CoA decarboxylase activity. NCBI's taxonomy places the organism in Eukaryota, Metazoa, Chordata, Aves, Passeriformes, Cinclidae. Bases 1 to 1443 code for a protein of 480 amino acids. Gene Ontology annotation, cellular component: mitochondrial matrix; peroxisomal matrix. The record is from RefSeq and is a predicted model, not a curated record. The transcript has 5 exons.